Messenger RNA from Metarhizium brunneum ARSEF 3297, 4575 nucleotides. It is a transcript of the gene DCL1, whose product is annotated as Dicer-like protein 1. The record is from RefSeq and is a predicted model, not a curated record. Gene Ontology annotation, molecular function: ATP binding; ribonuclease III activity; RNA binding. NCBI's taxonomy places the organism in Eukaryota, Fungi, Ascomycota, Sordariomycetes, Hypocreales, Clavicipitaceae. Gene Ontology annotation, biological process: siRNA processing. Gene Ontology annotation, cellular component: cytoplasm; nucleus; RISC complex.
AUGAGCCAAAGCUCCAAACACGCGACGGCCAACGACCUUCGCCGCACGGACGAAACGGUUGUAACUGCGGGCACUUUCGAUUCGGCUAGCGAGGCAGAACAAAACCAUCACGUUUCGAGCAAUGAAGGCAACUAUGACAGCGACAGCAGUUAUGCUGCUGAAAAAUACCGGCUGACGACUAACCCCGAAAGGCGUCCCAAGAAGCCAUUGACCCAAAACUCCGAGCAUGCUGCGUUCAUGUCUUGGGUCGCGGAUGAAGCCUAUCAAGAUGAUACAGCAACACCAGCAAAAGAGGAUGAUACUGUUGAGGGUUCCACUACAAUCGUAGAGUCUGGUCCAUCACAUCAAAGGAUUGUUACAACGCCUCGUCAAUACCAAAUAGACCUAUUCGAACGUGCAAAAGAGCAAAACACCAUCAUCGUGCUCGAUACAGGAUCUGGAAAGACCUAUAUUGCUGUUCUUCUGCUUCGGCACGUGCUUGCUCUCGAACUUGAAAACCAACAGCAGACCAAACGAACCGCCUUCUUUUUAGUGGACAAGGUGGCACUUUGUUUGCAGCAGCAUCGAUUUGUUCAGGCGAAUCUGGAAUACCCCGUGGGCAAAUUGUACGGGGAUAAAGCAAGCAUGAGAGAAUGGGCAUCCGAAAUACAAGAAAACAUGGUCAUUGUUUGUACCGCACAAAUACUUCUGGAUCUCCUUAGCAGCGGCCUUGUAACAAUGAAUCAAAUCAACUUGCUGGUUUUUGACGAGGCACACCACACCAAAAAAAACCACCCAUAUGCCAGUAUCAUGCGAGAUCACUACAUCCGGAUGAAGGCACAUCAUCCUCGGAUUUUGGCCAUGACGGCGUCCCCUGUCGAUUCAAAGACCCGCGAUUUCUAUGCUGCUGCUCUUGAUCUAGAAGCCACGCUUUGCAGCAAGAUUGCUACUGUGUCUGAAGAAGUCCUGCUCGCAGGCAUGGGUAGGAAGCAACAAAUCGAACGUGUUAUUGAGUACGGUCCCUUGGCAGACCCGGCGGAUGAAAUGACCAUGACCACUCUUUCUCUAUCCUUAUCAACACUUUGCAGGUAUCAGUCAAAUUUCCAAAUCCACUUGGAGGCUGCUAGAUAUACUGCUUCCACCAUCGGACCUUGGGGUGCAGAUCAAUACUGGAGGCAACUUUUCAAGAGCCCUGACCAGUAUCUAACAAUAACCGAGCUGACCGCCAAUACGGCUGAUGAGCUUAUUUCUCAUGUAUCGGGGACAUAUUUUCAAGCUCAAGAGCAGAUUGAUGAUGAUUUGAUAAAAGCAAGAGCUAGAAAGCUCGUAACAGAUCACGUUUACAAUGAGUCGACCCAAGACUUCUCGCUUAAAGUUCAGGCGCUUCACGAAAUACUUCACGACGCAUUUGAGUCUCAACAAAGCACAACAUGCAUAGUUUUUGUUCAGAAAAGAUAUAUCGCCUUUCUACUAUCAGAAGUGUUCAAUCGAUCUGCGUUGAGGAUACAGGAUAUGGCUGCAGGCUUUGUGGUAGGAUCGCAGCCAGCAUCUUCGAGUAUCGUCAACAUGUCUAUUAAAGACCAGAUCGAGUCGUUAAACCGCUUUAGGUAUGGCGAAAUAAACUGCAUUUUUGCAACUCAAGUUGCAGAAGAAGGUAUUGAUAUACCCGAGUGCGACCUGAUUAUCAGAUUCGAUCUCUACAAUUCUGCAAUCCAGUACAUUCAAUCUAAAGGAAGGGCGCGCCAGACAAAUUCUGUAUACGUCAACAUGGUUGAACGGGAUAAUAUACAACAUCGCCGUAAAUUAAUACAGGCUACGAGAGAUGUCCAUGCCUUGCGACGCUUCUGUUCUUCUCUUCCCUCUGACAGGAAAAUCAACGAGGUAGAGAUAAACGACGGCCUGCUUGGGUUACAAGCCAAGUCACAAAUCUCGUUCGAGGUCCCGCAAACGGGCGCCAGACUGACAUUUGAUUCUAGCCGAGGCGUGUUGGCAAAGUUUGUAUCCUCGGUUUGCGGCGGCGCCGAUGCUCAUCCCGAAUAUAUUGUCACAUCUACUGAAACGGGCAAGUUUACUGCAAUGGUACUGUUGCCUGAUUCAUGUCCAGUGAAAUCAUUCUCGGGUACUCCUCAACGCAGUAAGCUACUGGCACGAGGCUCGGCAGCAUUCAAGGCAUGUAUCGAGCUGCUCAAUCAUAAGUAUAUUGAUGGGAACUUUCGUUCAACCCUAACAAGGCUCUUGCCAAAAAUGCGCAAUGCUCGGCUUGCCCUCAGCGAAAAAAAGCAAUCAGAAUAUGGUAUAAAAUCUAAACCAGAGCUAUGGGCCCAGCGUGCAACGUCACAAUUAUUCGUCACUACACUAUCAAUCAAGGGUCCAGGCCCUACUGGAAGACCUGGCCGUCCGCUUUGCAUCUUGACACAUGCCGCAUUGCCUACAAUCGAGCCGAUAAGACUCUGGAUAGACAACGAUGUCCAGUCAACUCUGGCACUACAUCAAUUCGCCGUGCCUCUCACAUUAACUGGAGAGGAAGUAGCUAGUUUGGCCAAGUUCACCCUCAUAUUAUUCAACGAUAUAUUCAGCAAGGACUUUGAUUGCGAUUCGGGUAGCAUGCCCUAUUUUCUGGCCCCUUGUGUGCUCUCAACAGCAGCGACCAAUCUAAAGGAGACUGGUUGCCCAUGCGAUGGGCGGACCGUUAUCGACUGGGAUAUUGUUAAAAGAUCGCAAGUGGCUUGCGCUCCCACUUUUCCCACUCUUUUAACAAGUCCAGUAGACUUUAUGGAUCGAUUUGUUACUGAUCCGUACGAUGGAUCUCGGAAAUUCUUCACUAGCAGGGUGAACAAAGACUAUCAAGCAUUUGACCCGGUUCCAGACGAUGUGCCGCUUCCAAGGUCUCGCAGUUAUUUUCGGGUGCAGAAGAACAUUGCCCAGUAUAGCAAUAGCCUAACAUACAAAUUCAGGCAAAGCAUAAUCUGGAACUCAGAGCAACCAGUAUUCGACGCAGAACUGCUCCCACUGAGAAGAAAUUUGCUCUGUGAGCCCGAUCAAGGGGAUAUGCAUUUACCUAGGGGUUGUUUCCUUAUCUUAGAGCCGUUGGCUAUAUCUACCCUUCCUGUUGAUGUUGUCGUCACAGCUUUAGCCCUCCCUGUUGCGAUAUAUUCCAUUGAAUCAGCAGCCAUCGCGAUGGAUGCUUGUGGGUUUAUUGACUUGGCCAUUUACCCCCCAUUAGCCUUGGAGGCGCUCACAAAAGGUGAGGAGGAUGUUGACGUUCAAACUAGCAAGAAUUACGAGCGACUUGAGUUCCUAGGUGACGCGUUCCUGAAAAUGGCCACAACAAUAUCGCUGUUCACAUUAAUCCCGAACAGGAAUGAAUUCGAAUAUCAUGUGGAGCGUAUGAUUCUAAUAUGCAACAAGAAUCUUUUCAAUCACGCCGUGGAUAGAGGUUUACAGGAAUACGUGAGGUCCAGAGGCUUUGAUCGACGCUCGUGGUACCCAGAUCUCGUACUGCGGAAAGGAAAGAAACACAAGCCAGUAGGACUUACUCAGAGACUAGCGGAUAAAUCUAUUGCGGACGUGUGCGAGGCUCUUAUCGGCGCUGCCUACAUGACAGAACCAGAAGGCAUGGAUUUAGCUGUGAAGGCGGUCACCAUAAUGGUGCAAAGCAAGAAUCACAGGAUGAAAAAGUAUAGCGACUACUACGAGAAAUACGUUCAACCGGCUUGGCAAACUACCCCAUCGCGUCCCAUUGAACUUCUUGCGGCGGACAAGGUUAAGGCAUCCAUUGGGUACAAAUUUAGGUCACCAAAACUUCUACGAAGCGCAUUCAAGCAUCCGUCUUACCCAUAUGAACCGGAACUUCCAAACUAUCAAAGGCUGGAAUUUCUAGGCGAUGCACUUCUUGACGUGGCUAUCGUUGACUUCCUGUUUCAACGAUACCCGUUAGCCGACCCGCAGUGGCUCACAGAGCACAAAAUGGCAAUGGCCUCGAAUCACUUUUUCUCUUUUCUCUGUGUAGAGCUUGGACUACAUAGGCACAUCUUAAGCACAGGUUCAUCUAUGAUGGGUCAUAUUGCCGGCUUUGUCGAACAAAUCGAGAAGGCAAAAUCGCAGACUGAGGACGGCGUUCUGCAGCUGGAUUUCUGGCUAGACACGGAACAUCCUCCCAAAGCACUUUCGGACAUUUUGGAAGCGGUUGUGGGGGCAAUGUACGAAGACUCCAAGUACGAUUACAAUUUAGUUCGCAAUUUCUUCGCCAAGUUCAUCGCACCAUAUUUUCAAGACAUGACGUUAUACGAUACCUAUGCUGGAGGGCACCCAGUCACACAGUUGACCAAGCUCAUGCAAGACACCUUUUGUUGCCGAUCAUGGCGACUUUGCAUUUCGCCAGUGCCUUGUGGUUCAGACACAGGGGCGUCAGCAAUAACGGACAGCAAUGUGGUUUGCGCACUGAUGAUACACAAGAAGAAAGCUUUUCACGGUAUACGAGGGAGUGGAAAGGAUGCAAAAAUUGCCGUGGCAGCAGCGGCUUUGAAGCAGAUGAGAGAUUUAGACGGGGAUGCGUUUCGGAGAAUGACGGGCUGCGAUUGCGGAGUGGUAGAUUGA